AUGGUGAUGGAGACGAUGGGUUGCGCGCGAUUCCUGCGUCACCACAACGGGUCGGUGCGAGGGGUGGCCUACAGUCCCACCGAUCGCUACCUCUUCUGUUCCGGCGCUUACGACGGAAACGUAUGUCUCUAUCACGCCCUCCGCUGCGAACUGAUCCGCACCUUCCACGUGACCACAAUGGGAUUGGCCCGCAAUAUCAACGCCGUCCGCUUCACCAAUGAUGGACAUCGGAUCCUGGCGGCGACCACCGCUCGCCGGCUAUCGGUGCUGGACGUGGAGACGGGCCAACAGCUGAUGUGUUACGACAACUGUGCCUUCAGUGGUCGCGAGAGGGCUGCGUUGGCCACUGACCCCAUAUGUCCGCACUUAGCCGUGUGCUCGUGUGUCAACGGCAAAGGACUCACUCUAUUUGAUCUCCGAAUGCCACUGCCUUUAGAUUUUAUAUUCGAUUUACAUCCGGACGUGAUUCGGGACAUAACAUUCCUCCACAACAGUUGGCCAUUCGUUAAAUCACAUCAAAGUGCACUUCUGUCCCUUUCCUGUCAGGGCAUCGUUAAGGCGACUACACUGGACGGUCGGUUUUUGCACUGCUUCGAAGUGGGCCACCCGUCCAAUACAGUGGCGCCCACUCCCGAAGAGUACGGGUCGGCGCUGGACGACGGCUUCUCAUCGGUCAUGAUGGUGGGCGGCGCCUCCAUCUCCAGCUAUAUCCCCGAGUCGGGCAUUCAAGAGAGGCAACAGUCCUCGGACUUCAGUUCACAGCAAAUCUGGAAAUUGCGUUAUUCGAGUAACGGUAGCAUUUUGUACGCCGCCGGGGAUGGAGGGGUGAUCAGGCGGUACAGGAGGUAUCCUAACUAUCAUAAGUGUUUGGGUGAACUUUUCAGACAUAAGGGCGAUGUUCAGGACAUGGAUAUAUCGCCUUAUGAUGAAUUUUUGGUCACCGCUUCCAAAGACAAAACAGUUGGUCUCAUAUGUUUGGUUAUGUAUAACAUAUUGUUUAUAUAUGACCCGUACGCCAAAAAAGUGGACUCUAAUGCCUAUACAUCGGAUGAAACCCUAAUAUUUGUGAUAACCCCGACAUAUACCCGGCCCACACAAAUGCCAGACAUGACCCGUUUGGCUCAGACUCUAAUGCACAUCAAGAAUAUGCUAUGGAUUGUGGUCGAGGACUCGACAGUCAAGUCAUUGGCUUUAGUGGAGCUGUUGGAGCGGUCGGCCAUCCCUUUCGUGCACCUAUUGGCCGCUCGACCUAAAGAGCACCAAAAUGUCUACAAAGACGGCCGCGGAGUGUCCAACCGACUCAAAGCCUUACAGUGGCUGAGAGACACCUACUCAAACACCGACCAAAAGGGAGUCAUAUAUUUCGCGGACGACGACAACACGUAUGACAUCAGACUUUUCCAAGAGAUUCGUCGCACUCAGAAAGUGUCGAUAUUUCCGGUGGGUUUGAUCGCGACGUUGGGUCUGUCGGCGCCUAUACUCGACAACACGACGGCCAAAGUGAUCGGAUGGCACGACCCCUGCAAUGGCCGCAAAUUCGCGGUCGAUAUGGCGGGCUUUGCCGUCAGUCUCUCCCUAUUUCUCUCGCGUCCCGACGCGACGAUGAUCUUCAAAGCCGGACUCAUUGAAGACUAUUUCCUCAGAUCAUUGAGGAUUCAAUGGACAGACUUGGAGCCCAUGGCCGGCAACUGUACCGUCAUUAUGGUCUGGCACACGAGGUCCACGUUUAAGGCAUUCCCCUUAUAUAAUGCCAUUAAGAAAGUUAAGAAUUAUAACCAAACAAAUCUACCCAUUCUUUACAAGAAUUUGAAAAUUAACCUUUAUGUCAACAAAACAGUUAAGUCCAAAGGCUUGCCGAAGAGGGAGUGGUCUGAAGCCAUAUAUUCGCCUCAAAGUCAGGCACCCGAUGACCAGACACUAGUGGACGUGCCCUUAGAGCCCAUCACUAUAUCGCCC
This is a messenger RNA of Oppiella nova, 1956 nucleotides long. The record is from the annotation of a GenBank genome assembly. Lineage: Eukaryota; Metazoa; Arthropoda; Arachnida; Sarcoptiformes; Oppiidae.